GAAUAGAGCACUCCCCCGCCUUUCUCUUGCAUUAUUUGAACCAACCAAAGGAGGAAGGAGCUCCAGGAAAUUCUCUCAACUAAUCCAUACUGUGGAGGGAGCAACAAGGAAGAGAAUCCAAGAAGAAAAGAGUUAGGAUUGAGGAGUCGAAACCUCCAGAAAACCGCCAUUUUUGGGGACUGUUUUCGAGCUGCAGGCACGAAAGCCGCCCACCUUUCACGAAAGCCGCUCGGCUUUUAGCUGCUGUCCAGAUUUUCCACUUUCAAUCGGCCUAGAAUGGGGAUUGAUCAAGGGGUGUAUCAAUGGCAACUAUCGUAGCACAUCACAAAGGAUAUAAGGUUCAAGGAAUGACAUAUACUCGUGAUAUUGACAAAGUUGAUGCAAAGCUAGAUCUCUUUUCAACAUAUGUCAUAUCAAAUGCUGAAGUCAAGGCAAUCAAGUCUAAUUUGGUUUUCCCAGACAACAGAUAUAAAUUCUUUUGGACUCUUAAGGACACAACCCAGAUUCAAAGAGUCCAACCUGGGGAAGAGCUGAACACCGAGAGACAGCUACAACUUCUGCCAACAAAGUUACCAAACAUCCAUAAGUAUGUGAAUACGGAACAAAGGAUAAAAUUACGUAAGAAAAAGAGAAAAAGGAAGAAUCCAAACAAGAAAGAGGGAGAAGAAGAAACUAGGGCUAUUGCUGCCCAGAAGCCGCCUCUCAAGUCGGAGUUGAGAAUCCUCAUCUGUAUCCGCCGUGAGAAACAUCUGCGAACCGUGAUGGAAGCCUGCGAUGGAAGGCUAGGGACCUGCGAUGGAAGGCCAGGAACUGUAAUGGAAGCCUGCGAUGGAAGGCUAGGGACCUGCGAUGGAAGGCCAAGAACUGCGAUGGAAGGCGAGGACCUGCGAGUUGCGAAAUAAAAGGCCGGUUGUACCGUGCGCACGGUACAACCGGCUGUAAGAUGGAAUUCGCCACCAUUUAAAUGCAUGUUUAAAAAGAUAGUUUCAAUGUUAAAUGUAGGUUUCUCAUUAAAAGAGCAUAAGAGGGGUACAAAAUAGUUGGACACACAAAUAUCAUUUAUGCUUUCCUUUUUAGCUCACACUACUGCAUACUUCAUAAUUGUUUUUAUUUUAAACUAAAAUGGAACUUCAAGAACUGAAUUGGCAGAGACCCAAUAACUAUAUCAC
Cuscuta europaea is the source of this 1169-nucleotide messenger RNA. The record is from the annotation of a GenBank genome assembly. Lineage: Eukaryota; Viridiplantae; Streptophyta; Magnoliopsida; Solanales; Convolvulaceae.